AUCUCUCAAAGUACCCAAACGUCCCCCUUAAGGUUUUGCUGUAGUUGUAGGUUGAUCCGUAAAAUAAUUGGCCUGCCUCUGUCUGUGUCUCUCUCUUCGUCUCUUUGAGCUCGGCCAUGGCUCUCCUGACACGAACCGCGAGGCGCCUUCCGCUGUCGCUCUCGGCUCAGCGUGUCCUCUCCCUCCACACCACCCUCCCUUCCCUCUCUUCGAGCUCCAGCCCCAGCCCCACUCCUUAUGCGCGGGCUCCACCCCCUUCGGCCUCUCACUCUCCAGCGGGCCUCUCCAAGGCCGCGGAGUUCGUGAUCUCCAAGGUAGACGAUCUCAUGAACUGGGCACGCCGCGGUUCCAUCUGGCCCAUGACCUUUGGUCUCGCCUGCUGCGCCGUCGAGAUGAUGCACACCGGCGCCGCCCGCUACGAUCUUGAUCGCUUCGGAAUCAUCUUCCGCCCCAGCCCUCGCCAGUCCGAUUGCAUGAUCGUUGCCGGCACUCUCACCAAUAAGAUGGCCCCCGCUCUCCGCAAGGUUUAUGACCAAAUGCCGGAGCCUAGGUGGGUCAUCUCCAUGGGAAGUUGUGCAAAUGGUGGUGGGUACUACCACUACUCGUACUCCGUUGUUCGAGGUUGUGACAGGAUUGUGCCCGUUGACAUCUAUGUUCCUGGUUGCCCUCCUACUGCAGAGGCCUUACUCUAUGGACUUCUCCAGCUGCAGAAGAAGAUCAACAGGCGCAAGGAUUUCCUCCACUGGUGGACAAAGUGAGUGAGGGUGUUCACAUUUGAAGAAAGAUCCUUAUCACACACUAAUAAGUAGUUCCAUCUGUGUGGCCAUGUAAAGGGAGAACUGUGUUUAAUUUACAAGUUAUGAAUUUAGAGAGUACUGGCAGCACUUCACGUCUCGUAUUUUGUUUCAUGUUGUUCUAUGUACGGAGCUUUUAUGGUGGCUCCAUAUUCUGUACAACAUUUUUUUUUUGUCUGUUUUAAGUUGCUCGAGGUGCCUUAUGGGAUUAAAUAACGGGUUAAAGACUUAGAAGUGUUUGCAGUUUGCUUCAAAGUCAAAUUGGUUCAUCUGGGUUUCAAUUGAACUUUUUACUCGGUAAUUGUAAGAAUGAUUGAAUUAGUUUUUUUGUUUA
This is a messenger RNA of Juglans regia (Persian walnut), 1128 nucleotides long. Its product is annotated as NADH dehydrogenase [ubiquinone] iron-sulfur protein 7, mitochondrial. The record is from RefSeq and is a predicted model, not a curated record. The transcript has 2 exons. Bases 117 to 758 code for a protein of 213 amino acids. Gene Ontology annotation, biological process: mitochondrial respiratory chain complex I assembly; aerobic respiration; electron transport coupled proton transport. Gene Ontology annotation, molecular function: quinone binding; 4 iron, 4 sulfur cluster binding; NADH dehydrogenase (ubiquinone) activity. Lineage: Eukaryota; Viridiplantae; Streptophyta; Magnoliopsida; Fagales; Juglandaceae.